Molecule: messenger RNA, 830 nt
Organism: Musa acuminata subsp. malaccensis (wild Malaysian banana)
Lineage: Eukaryota; Viridiplantae; Streptophyta; Magnoliopsida; Zingiberales; Musaceae
Product: non-specific lipid transfer protein GPI-anchored 5
Biological process (GO): lipid transport
Molecular function (GO): lipid binding
Source: RefSeq, a predicted model, not a curated record
GUAGCAGAUGCGCUAAACAAUACUCGAGUCUCUAUUGACCAGCCCAUUCUUCCUCGGUUCGUUAGGAAGUAGGAGAAGCAGGUCACCCACAAGCCCAUGCGUUCUCUCUUCUCCCUCCCCUACAAGAUCGCCAUGCCCUCUGCUCUUCUCCCUUCACCUCGACCAACAACAACAGCAAGAGCAACAAGAGAAUCAUGGCUCGGAGAGCUUCCCACAUGGGUCUUGUGCUGGUCCUCGUGGCCGUGCUGUGCGCCGGGGCUUCAGCUCAGUCCAGCGGUUGCACGUCCGCCCUGGUGAGCCUGUCCCCUUGCCUCAACUACAUCACUGGCAACGAGACGACCCCCUCCAGCUCCUGCUGCUCGCAGCUGGCCAGCGUCGUCGGCUCGGAGCCGCAGUGCCUCUGCAUGGUCCUCAACGGCGGAGAUUCCUCGCUCGGCAUCACCAUCAACCAGACUCAGGCCCUGGCUCUCCCCACCGCCUGCAACGUCAAGACGCCACCAGUUAGCGAAUGCAGCUCGGCCGGAGCGCCCAGCGGAUCUCCGACCACGCCAUCAGUGCCCAGCGCAGAUGGUGGAUCGAAGACUCUUCCCACGCAGGACACAUCGGGUGGGUCGCGUACCGAAGUGCCAUCAUCGAUCGUCUACUCGCUGCUCUUCGCGGUGGCGUCUCUUUGGGUGUCGUCUAUCACAUUCUGAGCUUGUCGACAGGAAGACUUCUCUUCAUGUACGUUAAAACCACAGAUAUGUAUGAUUUGUGUGAUCCAGAUAUGCCUCCCUCAGGCGAUCUGAAUUAUUAUUGGAUACAAUAAUAAGACAUUUGGAUUGUUCUAC